CGCGAAUGGAUAUUUGCCAUUUCCAAGAUAAGCAGACAAAAUGUUCCAGGACGUGACGCUGGGGAGUGCGAGCUUUGAGGCGGAGCAGACCAAGACUGUAGUGGAGGUUUACGCCCAAACGCUUGAGAUCGAGAUGUUCGACUGCGAAGCUCAGACGGAGAACGAGAGCGUCUCGAGCUCCACUCAAACGGGUCAAACGCAACAGCCACCGACCAGAGGCAAAGGCAAAGACGCAACUUCUGAUACUCAAGAAGAAACCCAACGUCAAGUGGCGGAGUGUCUGCAAAAUGUCGGGAGUCUCAUGCUACGAGAAAUGGCAAAGAACGGAACAACCAGCUCCUGCUUCAGUGGUUUGGAACGAUACUUGGAAGAGUCCGAGGAGAAGGAUAUCACCAAACUUUUCCGGUUGCAAUUCGACUACGACACGUAUUUCCAGCCGCAACAAGGCACUGCAACAGCAAAUGACACUAAACCUUCAUCUUCAUUGCGACUGUCGUGCACAGGUGUAUCCUGGAAUGCAACAGGAUCGGUCAUCGCGGUAGCUUAUGGACGCUUCGAUCACUCCGGCUGGUGCAACUAUCGCUCCACUCUCUGUCUGUGGAAUGUGUUCCAAAGUGACCUCAACCAACAGAAACCUUCACUUGUCCUUGAAACUUCGAGCGGGCUCAUGUGCGUGGCCUUCCACCCUCAAAACCCAUCCGUCGUCGCCGCUGGUUCCUUCAACGGAGAAGUCUUCGUGUGGGAUAUGGAGCCAGCUGAGUAUAAAUUCUACUCGUCAGGCAUCGGGGACUACUUCCACCGCGAACCCGUUACCAAAGUCGCCUGGGUCUACGAUAUCCAAACCGCCGACUACAACAUUGCAAGUGUGAGUGGUGAUGGCAAAAUCCUCUUCUGGCGAGUCAAAGACAAGCUUGCAUUCCCUGUUGAAGGCUACGUCAUGCAGUUACCACAAGGUAUUGGAGGUUAUGGAAGUAAAGGCAGCAGCGACGAAACGCGUUCCCCAGUGAUCGGUGGCAAAGCAUUGGCCUUCAGUAGUACCGACAAGGCCAGUCGUGCAUUCGUCGUUGGCUCGGAAGGUGGAGUUGUCGCUCGAUGUUUCGCUAAAGCUGCAGCAAAUGUCCGUUCUUCGGACUUUAAAGGCGACAAGAAGUGGACAGCUACAGCCGCACGACUAGUUAGUAAACUCCCAGCCUCGAAGAUCCCCGCUGCACGUCGACAGGUGGAGGCAUAUGCAUCCGCUAAACGCAGUAAGGAAGUGACAUUGGCUACAGUAUACGAAGCCAGACUAGACCCCACGACGAUAUUCCCAAGUGCAAUGGACUUUGUCUUCGAACCUCAUACCUCUCCAGUGUACGACGUGAGCUUCUCACCAUUCCGGAAGAGUAUUUUCUUAACUGCAUCGGCAGAUGGAACCACGCGUGUUUACUCAACGAUGCAGCGUGAAUUGCUGCUUUCUUUCGAGGUAUCGCCCUCGUCAGCGUAUCUUUAUGCGGCUGAGUGGUCCCGUACACGCCCCAUGGUGUUUGCUGCAGCCAGUGAAGAUGGGAACGUCUACGUUUUCGAUCUCAAAGUCGACCGUGUCAAUCCUGUGCUGGUUCUAAACGGUAAAGACCCGAUUACGGGAUCAGUGUCAGGGUCUAGUGCUACGUCGAAGACAGGGAGUGGCAACAGCAAAGCGGUGUCUUCAAAGACUACAGUUGCAGCCCCAAUGUUUGCUCUCGACUUUAACCCUCGACAACGGAACUUUUUGGCGGCAGGCGACGCUGACGGGGUUGUGCACAUUUGGAAACUUUCGUGGCAACUCGCCAACUUCCAAACAGGCGAAGGCGAGUUACUGGAGGCGUUGGAGGCAAGCAGCUAGAUUCAAAUCUCAACAGAAAAAAAUAAAGCUGCCCGUGACAAUUUUUUUUGUAUCGCG
Molecule: messenger RNA, 1918 nt
Organism: Phytophthora nicotianae INRA-310
Lineage: Eukaryota; Oomycota; Peronosporomycetes; Peronosporales; Peronosporaceae
Exons: 4
Coding region: 41-1861 (606 amino acids)
Biological process (GO): intraciliary transport
Cellular component (GO): cytoplasmic dynein complex; ciliary plasm
Molecular function (GO): dynein heavy chain binding; dynein light chain binding
Source: RefSeq, a predicted model, not a curated record